AUGGAGCUCGCGCGAUUGCGAAACGCACUUGGCGAAGGCAGGACAUUGGAAUUGGAAAUCGACAAGCUUAGGGCACUCCUGGGCGUCCUCGAGGCCGAUGUUCGCAUCUUGCGGCAGGUGAAGCAUGAGAAGGGUGAACUCAGUGACUGCACGGAUGGCGAGUUCAUCCUUCGCAGUCCAGA
This is a messenger RNA of Symbiodinium necroappetens, 182 nucleotides long. The record is from the annotation of a GenBank genome assembly. NCBI's taxonomy places the organism in Eukaryota, Dinophyceae, Suessiales, Symbiodiniaceae.